Adineta ricciae is the source of this 393-nucleotide messenger RNA. NCBI's taxonomy places the organism in Eukaryota, Metazoa, Rotifera, Eurotatoria, Adinetida, Adinetidae. The record is from the annotation of a GenBank genome assembly.
AUGGAUGUUCGAAUGCAAAAUCAUAUUUGUGUUCAGUAUUCUCGAUGCUGUUCAAAUCCAAUUUGUUACGCGUUGUCGAUGAUCAGCGAAAAUCUUUAUCCACCUUUAACAAUUGUUGCAAAUGAAACAGCAGCAAUUAUUUCAACUGAUACAAUAACGAUUCAGUUGCGGAAGACGACGACGCCGAAAGCAAAAGAUAAAUAUAGAUUUCUUUAUGUGUCUCGCGAUGUGAAGAAUGAAGUGAGAAGAUGGAAAAUUGGAGAAGAACAAUUUGAUAAAGAAGGAACAUUAGUGGCUGGUGGAAAUGGAAAAGGAAAGAAUCUGAAUCAAUUGAAUUGGCCUCGUGGAGGUCUUAUGGAUGAUUUGGGUCGAGUUUAUGUUGCAGAUGGUUGA